AUGGAUACUUGGUUUCGAACUGGAUCUUGUCGUAAGACGAAGCUGUCAAAUGAUGAAGGAACUAGUAGUAGUGGAACUACUAGUAGUGAGAUUGUUGAUGUGUCAAGUUUGAAUAUAACAAAGAAAACUAAAAUAUAUUUUCGUAAGUAUAACCCUGACUUUUUAAAAAUCGGGUUUGUAUUUUUUGGUACUGAGGAGGAGCCUAUGCCGCAGUGUGUGAUUUGUUUCUAAACGCUAUCCAACGAAUGUAUGAAAUUUUCAAAACUUGAAAGGCAUCUAUCAACUAAACAUCCUGAAUAUGUAGGAAAAUCUCUCGAUUUUUUUCAAAUCAAGAAAAAAAAUCUUUCUAUGACUAAAUCAGUCAUGGAAAAAUCUUCAAAACAAAACAUAACAAGUACCCAAGUUUCUUAUGAGCUUUCAUUGUUAAUCGCAAAGAAGGGGUCAGCUCACACUGUGGGAGAAGAACUUAUUAUUCCCACAGCAAAAAUAAUAAGUAAUGUUUUGUUUGAUGAAAAAUGUACCAAAAAAAUUAAUGAAAUUCCGUUAUCGAAUACGACUGUGAAAAGAAGAAUUGAUGAAAUGUCAGAAAAUGUGAAAAUAGCUAUUAUUACUGUCUUAAAACAAAGUGAAUAUAUUUCGCUGCAACUGGAUGAAAGCACAGACGUUGCUGGCCAAGCUAAUUUAUUAGCUUUUGUUCGUUUUGAGUUGAAUG
Messenger RNA from Cinara cedri, 712 nucleotides. The record is from the annotation of a GenBank genome assembly. Lineage: Eukaryota; Metazoa; Arthropoda; Insecta; Hemiptera; Aphididae.